Carica papaya (papaya) is the source of this 2270-nucleotide messenger RNA. Its product is annotated as NagB/RpiA/CoA transferase-like superfamily protein. Gene Ontology annotation, biological process: translational initiation. Gene Ontology annotation, cellular component: eukaryotic translation initiation factor 2B complex. Gene Ontology annotation, molecular function: guanyl-nucleotide exchange factor activity; translation initiation factor activity. The record is from RefSeq and is a predicted model, not a curated record. NCBI's taxonomy places the organism in Eukaryota, Viridiplantae, Streptophyta, Magnoliopsida, Brassicales, Caricaceae.
UAUAUAUAUAUGUAUGUAAGUAUACAGAAAAUAUUGAUUUUAUUUUCGAGCAAUUUAUUUCUAGAACUCUUCGAUGCGGUGAUCAGAGGAAACGAUCGAGGCUCGAGGAUGUUUUUGUUUUGCCUGCGAAGAGAGGAAGUCUGAUAUCUGAAAGGAGAAAACUAUCACGGGACGGAAAGAAGAAUUGAGGGCAGCGAAGGGGAAAAUGUUAUUAAUUUGAGAGUCGCGAGAAAAAAACGAGAGACAGAGUGAGAGAGAAGUGGAGCUUUGCUGAAAUUUGGGCGGAAGGGGAAAUUAGGGAAUAUAAGCAAGCUUUUAAAAGGCGUUUUCGGUCGAAAUUCAGAAGAGGUAAGAAAGGUUUCUGCUAGGGAUUGCUGCUGGGUUCGUGAAGGGAAAAGCUCAGUAUCCACUUGCUUUCAAGGCUUUAGUUGUGUCCCUUCAGAGGGAAGAGAGGAAGGUUAGAUCAAGUUCUGAAAAUGAAAGGAAAACAGAGGAUAAUUCGUUAACCUCAUUUAAAUUGAGGCAAAAACAGUUGGAAGUAUUUUCUUCUCUUCUCAGGUGAAAUUUGGGAAUAAUCAUGCCAGAUACACAAGCCCUUGUCAAUGACUUUCUUAACAAGCUUAGGAAAAGAAAGAUUGAGGGAUCACAUGCAACAGCAAGGCAGACUGCUGAGCUUCUACGAUCUGUGAUUUCACAGCAGAGAGUGCCUUACACAAAUCAAGCUGGAGCCCUGAUUGAUGCUGUGAGGGCUGUUGGCGAGCAGCUGAUUGCUGCAAAUCCUGUUGAGCUUUCUGUGGGUAAUAUUGUGAGGCGCGUUCUGAACAUUAUAAGAGAGGAGGAUCUUUCUUUGACAACAGCUGCCAUGGCAGGGCUGAACUUGUCUGCAGCAAGUGAUGAAGAAGAUGAUAAUGAGCGACGCGACCACCCAAUACUGUCAGCUGCAGCUCUUGCAGCUGCUUCUAGGAGCACUUUGCGUCCCCCUUCUUUACAAACACUGCUUGAGGAUGCACCUGGAUCCGCAGCUGUUCCUCAUACUUCGUCAUCUGGUGGUGAUUCUGAAGGAAAAAGCAAAUCUGCUGACAGAAGUUCGAGAAGUCGGAAGCUAAAGCAUGACGUCAUUGAAGCAGUUAAUGAACUUAUUCAGGAGAUUGCUACUUGCCAUGAGCAGAUUGCCGAACAAGCAAUAGAACAUAUACAUCAGAAUGAGGUAAUUUUAACUCUAGGCAGUUCAAGAACAGUAUUGGAGUUUCUUUAUGCUGCAAAGGAGAAAAAGAGAUCAUUUCGGGUGUUCAUUGCAGAGGGUGCUCCAAGGUAUCAGGGGCAUCUUCUAGCCAAAGAAUUGGUUGCAAGAGGUUUGCAAACCACAUUGAUUACUGACUCUGCAGUUUUUGCUAUGAUUUCUCGAGUGAACAUGGUUAUAGUUGGAGCUCAUGCUGUCAUGGCUAAUGGUGGGGUUAUAGCACCUGUUGGGUUGAAUAUGGUUGCACUUGCAGCUCAAAAACAUGCUGUCCCUUUUGUUGUGCUUGCUGGCAGUCACAAGUUAUGUCCUCUUUAUCCGCACAAUCCUGAAGUGUUAUUGAAUGAGUUGAGAUCUCCAUCAGAACUGUUGGACUUCGGAGAAUUCUCUGACUGCAUGGACUUUGGAAGUGGCACUGGCUCCCCUACUCUUCAUGUUGUUAAUCCAACAUUUGAUUAUGUUCCACCGAAGCUUGUUAGUCUGUUUAUCACUGACACAGGAGGGCAUAAUCCGUCGUACAUGUAUCGGCUUAUUGCAGAUUAUUACUCUGCCGAUGAUUUGGUGUUGCAGCGAAAGCCUACAGGGAAUUGAGUUUAGAGGUAGAGCAUUCAGUUGUACUUCACACUAAGUGAGACCUUUUCUCUGUUCUUAUUAACCAGACGACAAAUAUGUGAAGUUUUGCUUAUUUGACAUUGAUAUAUUAAAAAGCUAAAGCAAAUGGUUUGAUUUGGCAUCCACGAAAAUGGGAUGCUCGCAUCUUGGUUUGGAACUGGGUUAUUCAUAAUUGAUUUCGGAAUCCAAAUAAUUAUGAAGCUUUUAAUGCAUAACUUGCAAGUUAUGUGAAUCACUGUGCUUAGCAUUUGGAUCUUUGUGGAAGAAUCUGAGCCGUGCAAACAUGAAGCUGUUCCAACCAUUUGAAUACUGGAGAAAUAUUGGAAACUACAGUUGAGGAAUAUGGAAUGAGGUUUAAGCUAGUAUAAGAGAAUCAGGAGAUACUGUUUUUAUGAUUUGGGAGGUAUAUGGAGAUGACAAA